GCCGCACGGUACGUUAUGUGUACCUACACACCGUCAUAGUACGCGUACACACAUUUUUUCCAUGCGCGGAGCUACCCGUGCGCACGGCAUUUCUGCACCGGCCGCCGUCUAGCGCUACGCACCGAUCGACCGAAUGUCGUCGUCGUCGUCUUCGUCGUCAAUCGCCGCGGUCACUCAGCCCGGUCCGCUGUCGGACGGACUGUCUUCGUUGGUGUUGUCCAAGAGGUACCUGUCGUGCGCCAGACCGCCGCACGUUUACAAGCUGGAACGCGAGAACGAUCUGCUGGACGGCGGCGGCGGCGGCGCCGGCGGUGGCGGAGAGAUCUGCGAAGACUCUGCUGCGAUCGCCGCCGACUGCAGUUGGCAGCCCGCCGCCUGGGUGCCGCCGCCGACCGCGGUCAACGCCCGCUACGAACCCUCGGACGUGUUCACGCCGCUGGUGUUCGAAGAGAUGCAACCUUCGUCGCCGCCCCAGCCGCAGAUGUCCAUGUGGUUGCGGCCUGUGCAGGAACGUUACAAUCCGCCGCCGCCGCCGCCGCAGCAUCACCACCACCAAGUGCAGUCCGCGUCCGGAGCGGGUAAUGCGCCGCAGCAAAGACGCCCGUUGCAGCACCUGCCGCCUCCGGCACAAUCGUCGCUGCAGCCGCCCGUCAAGACCGAACCGCAACACCAGAACGGCAACAAGCCCGGCGACUUGAGUUGGUUGGUCAACUUUCAGGUGGCGUCCAUAUUCGAACCCACCUGCAACGGCGGUACCGCCGCCGGCGGAGGUGGUGCUGGCGCAGGAGUUAACGUCGCGGACGGCGAGUGGUCGGAGCCCGAGACGUUGAAACAGAAGAAGAAAGUCACCAAAUUAGAUCAGAAACCUUCGUCCAAAAUAAACAGAAAACCAUAUAGAAUGCCACCUUCAAGGUUAGAUAAAGCUAAUAAACCUGGAUACACCUAUACAGAAAUGAUUCAUCAAGCAUUGAUAGAAAAAAAAGAACUACCAGUAGCAGAAAUCUAUCAAUGGAUAUCAAGUCAUUUUCCUUAUUUCCGUGAAGAUGACGAACGUUGGAAGAAUUCUGUACGUCACAAUUUGUCCAUUAAUCCUAAUUUUAGAAAAGGUAGAAAAUCUCAAGGGGCUGGUCAUUAUUGGCGAUUGUGUAACAUCGAAGAAAGUUUGGGCCAACGAGAGUAUUCCACGGCCACCGAAGACGAUACAUCUUCACCACAAGAGUCGUCAGAAUUAGAACAAGCUUGCAAGUAUUUAGAAGGCGAGCUACAACGAGAUAGUUAUGAAGAUGAAAAAAUGAUUCAGAGUAUCAACACAGAAUUAGAAAAUGAAAUAUUUACCAAUUCGUUUUUGAUUUCCAGUCCGUCAAAAUAUGUUAACGAACAAAUCAAUUUAUCAAAUAAUGAUUAUUCAUACAGUGAAAACAUAUUGGAGGAGCCCAUUGACUUCCAAUAUUACAAUUUAUAAAUCUUCCGGCUCAAACUAUUUUGGUUUCCAAAAUUCCAAAUUUUUUUUUACAUAUAUAUUUAAGACUGACCAACAGGUGACCUUUUUAUAAAAUUAAUUUUACUACACGAUUGAUUAAUUCCAUCAAUCCAGACACUCGAAUUUGUUCAGUAUGCGUUUAUGAAGCUUUUUUUAUGUUACCAUUAUGUAAAACCAUUUUUGAUUAUCCUGAUUCUAGUCAAUUAAAUAUUAAUUAAAAUAA
Aphis gossypii (cotton aphid) is the source of this 1703-nucleotide messenger RNA. RefSeq names its product forkhead box protein O1-like. Gene Ontology annotation, biological process: regulation of DNA-templated transcription. Gene Ontology annotation, molecular function: DNA-binding transcription factor activity; cis-regulatory region sequence-specific DNA binding. The record is from RefSeq and is a predicted model, not a curated record. The transcript has 4 exons. Gene Ontology annotation, cellular component: nucleus. Lineage: Eukaryota; Metazoa; Arthropoda; Insecta; Hemiptera; Aphididae. The coding region runs from base 134 to 1462 and encodes 442 amino acids.